Bradysia coprophila is the source of this 2053-nucleotide messenger RNA. It is a transcript of the gene Nup54, whose product is annotated as nuclear pore complex protein Nup54. Gene Ontology annotation, cellular component: nuclear pore central transport channel; nuclear pore. The record is from RefSeq and is a predicted model, not a curated record. Gene Ontology annotation, biological process: nuclear pore organization; protein localization to nuclear inner membrane; NLS-bearing protein import into nucleus. Gene Ontology annotation, molecular function: structural constituent of nuclear pore. NCBI's taxonomy places the organism in Eukaryota, Metazoa, Arthropoda, Insecta, Diptera, Sciaridae.
CACUGUUUUCGUGUGUAUGUACACGCUGUAUGUCAACUGAAACGUUAGAAGAUCGUCGAUUGUUGUAGGUUAAGUAGUUGAAGUUUUGUAUUUUCUGCGUUGAAGACAUGGCAUCCUUUAAUUUUGGAAAUACUGGCCUGGCUAGCAGUACACCUGCAAAACCAACUGGAUUCGGAAAUUUUUCAUUUGGUGGGAACACAACGACUCCUGCGUUCGGUGCAAAUCCAGCAACUCCAGCAUUCGGUGCCAAUACAUCAACAGCGGCGUUUGGUGCUAAUGCAUCAACUGCGGCGUUCGGUGCAAACACAACAACACCUGCUUUCGGUGCUAACGCAGCGAAUCCUGCGUUCGGGGUAAGCACAGCAGCUCCUGCAUUCGGUGGAAUUCAAUCGACUCCAGCCUUCGGAGCAUCUACUGGUUUCGGUCAAGCAUCGGCUGCUCCUGCAUUCGGAGCUACUGGAUUCGGUACGAACACCUCUUCAACUUCAGCUCCACAAUUUGGCUUUGGAACACAAACGACAUCAUCCACUGGAUUCGGAGCACCAGGAACUCAAGCUUCUGCAUUCGGCAGUGGAUUUACCGGAUUUGGCGCGACACCAGCUUCGUCAGCACCUACAUUUAACUCAUUCGGAGCGGGUGGGUUUGGUGGAAUGAACACAACCUCGUCAGCAGCGCCAUUAUUCGGUGGAUUCGGAAAUACAGCUACAACAUCUGGAUUAUCCGGAGGAUUUGGAGCAUUUGGAAAACCAGCUACUGGUACGCCUGCAUUCGGUUCAACAUUUGGUCAGCCCCAACAGCAACAACAACAGCAGCUUCCACAGCAAUUGAAUCCAGACGAAUGUUUCGCUCAGUCCAUUUUCAACGUAUCAAUUUUCGGCGACGAACGUGACACGGUGAUAGCAAAAUGGAAUUACUUACAGGCAAUGUACGGAACGGGGAAAGCUUUCUACAAUCAAAGUGCGGCUCCGAUCGAAAUUACUCCGCAAAAUUAUUUGUGUCGCUUCAAAGCAAUGGGCUACAGUAAAAUGCCAGGCAAAGACAAUAAAAUGGGACAAGUGUCGCUAGUGUUUAACAAACCAGUGAAUCAGGUGAAGGACAAUCAGCCACAGAUAGUGAAUCAAUUGAACCAGGUGCUGGGCAAUAAGCCAACACUUAUCGUAAAUGUGGACAGUAUUGUGCCACUUUCCGACAAUAAGUCACAGUUGGUGAUUUUCGUGGAGGAGAAGUCGCAGACAUCCAACGAAACAAAGAAAAUUUUGGCCACUGAACUCUGCAGCUUCUUGAACCAACCGAUGACUAAGAAUCAAGUGACCGGUAUGGGUGUUGAACAGGUCAUUGCUAUGGUUUUGCCCGACGAAGAUCUGUUAAAAGAAUAUUUGGACAAUCCGCCGAAGGGCAUCGACCCGCGCAUGUGGAAACAGGCCAAACAGGACAAUCCCGAUCCCAAAAAAUUCAUUCCAGUGCCGAUUGUUGGCUUUAGUGAGCUCAAUUGGCGAAUCAAGUGCCAAGAAGCCGAAACUGACAUACACAACCAGUACAUGUCGAAAUUGACAAAAGACAUUGAAGAAUUGAAGCAACGGCACGCCAGCACAACGGCUAAAAUGAUGGAGCAUCGCAGGAAAUUGGCGGACUUAAGUCACCGCAUAUUGAAGAUCAUUGUCAAGCAGGAAAUUACUCGCAAAGUGGGUGUCGGUAUGACACCGGAAGAGGAGAUUCUGCGAAGUAAAUUGGAGAAUAUGCAAGUGCUGGUAUCGGCACCGACGCAAUUUAAAGGACGCUUAAGCGAACUGUUGUCCCAAAUGAGAAUGCAACGGAAUCAGUGGCAUCAUGCGGUCGGAAAUGGUUACACUCUCGAUAAAGACUCGUCCGAGGAGAUGAAAACAUUUUUGACGAUGCAGCAAAAGGCCAUGGCUUUCGUGAUAGAGACCGUGAACAAGGACAUGAAAUCGCUGAAAAUAAUCACGGACGGAAUGAAUCAAAUGGUGUAACAUUAGCUUAGAAUAAAUGAACAGAAAGCAGCAAAAAAAUUCUCGCCAAACUGUUCCACACACAC